Molecule: messenger RNA, 3582 nt
Organism: Lucilia cuprina (Australian sheep blowfly)
Lineage: Eukaryota; Metazoa; Arthropoda; Insecta; Diptera; Calliphoridae
Exons: 8
Coding region: 246-3020 (924 amino acids)
Biological process (GO): protein transport
Cellular component (GO): cytoplasm
Source: RefSeq, a predicted model, not a curated record
UCUUGUGUCAAAAAAAAUAUUUUAUUAAAUUAAUAAAAAAAUAUAUAACUACAAAAAACAACAAAAAAAACGUCCUAUUUGUAGUGUUUGAUUUUGGUUUUGUACGAUUGUUAUUGUUUAUUUCUGUUAUUGUUCUUCUUGUCAUUGUUGUUGUUGCUGUUAUUAUUAUUGUUGCCAUAUAUAAUUGUAGUAGUUGUAAAUUAAUAAUACUAAUAAAGUAUUUGUUUGUGUAUUUGUGUGCCUAUAUGCCCAUUGAGUGCCUUAUAUCCUUUGAUAACAAUACUCAAGGUGUUUAUUAUGCUGGUCAAGAAUUAUCUGGCGUUGUUGAUCUUACAGUCGAUACAACAAAACGUAUUAAAGCCAUACACAUUACCGUUAACGGUUAUGCCAAGAUACGCUGGAUAAAAAAGGGCUAUCCACGUGAUAAUGAACGUGCCAUGUGUCGAGCCUAUCGUUCGUAUUUAUCAUCACGUUCAUAUGUUUUGGGCUCAUGCGGUGCAACAACUUAUAUGGAUUGGUUAGCUGGUGAAUACUCAUAUACAUUUCAUGUUAUACUGCCGGACAAUUUGCCAACAUCAUUUGAUGGGAAAUUUGGUCAAAUACAUUAUGAAAUAAUAACAACAAUAGAUAGACCAGGACGUUAUCCUAAAGUUUUUAAAUUGCCAUUUACCGUAAUACAGCCAUUAGAUUUAAAUGCCGAUGCCAUUUAUAGGGUACCUUUAGAUAUUCUCGAUCGCAAGCGAUUUUGGAGUUUUUGCUGUCCAACCGGUCCAUUAACCGUUAAAUUUUCCACUCCCUAUUGCGGCUAUGCACCGGGUCAAAAAAUCCAUUUCGUUUUGUACAUCAACAAUGAAUCCUCCAUAGAUAUAACCGAAUGUGAUGUUAAAUUAAAGCAAGAGGUCACCUAUGAGACCCAUGAUCCCCAGCAUGAAUAUCGUUAUGAUAAACAUUUGAUUGCUUGCAAACAAUUUGGCAAUGUUUUGCGCUGGAGUCGCAAAGUUUAUCGAGGCUAUUUAGAACUGCCAUCUAUACCGCCGACAUCGGUGAAAACAACAUGUCCUAUAACCGUUAAUUAUGCCAUUAAAAUAAUUAUCAAACCAACAGAGUUUCAUUGGAAAAUGAAAUUGAAAAUACCGUUGACCAUCGGUAGUAUACCAAUUAUGGAUAAUGGUGGUGGUGGCAAUGGUAUUAUUGGUGAAGGAGGUAUUAGUGCCGUUGGUAGUGGUGGAAAUGCUUUAGUUCAGUCUAACAACAAUAGUAUAAUACGUGGUCCAUUAGAUGAUGAAUCGCCACCCAUGACAACAUUAGAUGAUGUUGGCAUUUUGGCUGAAGAAGAAGAUCCAAAUCAAAAUACACCCACUAUAAUGGUGACUGAUACAACAGACAAUCCUCCAGAUUAUAUAGCUAUGAUGCCCCCCUCCUAUGAGGAUGCAAUGGCUUUAAGUGAAAAAUUCUACGAUGACACCGAGUACAUGGAAAACGUGAGCAUGUCUAGCGUAGCAACCAAUACUAAAACGGAAAAUUUUAAACCACGCUAUCCCGUCUACUAUGAUUACGAAACGCCUAUAAUACCACCCGAGACCCUUUAUGAUGCCAUACCAACACGUUACCAUCAGCAACAUCAUCAUCAUUCUAUGGUAUUGCCAACGACGGAUAUGUCAUCAUCUUCGUUAGAAUUACAUCAUGUUAAAUCAUAUAAAAAAUUUCAAUUACUGCGUUACAUAAAGAAAUAUAACUUCUCUGUUAUACAAGAUUUUCGUAAGAACUGGAAUCAAUUGUGGUCUACAGCCAUUUCAUCCUACAAAAUCGAACAACUUCAAAUGAACUCAGAAUCAUCUUUACCCGACAAUUUUCUUCCGGUUAAAGAGGAAAACGUAAAAUAUCUCUGCCAAUGGCCAUGUACAUCGGGACCACUGUGUUUUACAUUAAUGCUACCAUACUCUGGCUUCACACCCGGACAACAUAUAAAAUAUUUUCUUGAACUAGACAAUCAGUCGCCACACUAUGACAUUAUGGGCGUAGAAGCCUCACUAAAACAACACUACGUAUUUUUGGCGCGUAAACCAGUAAAACGUAAUUUCUUUACAAAAUCAUUGGCAAAGAGUUCAAUCGUUGAGCGUACAUUGCGCUUGACCAAACGUUUGUAUGAGGGUAAUGUAUAUAUACCAACCGAUACUCCAAGGUCAACUCUAAAUCUCAACUAUAUUGUGUUCAUACAUUAUACGUUACAAGUUAAACUGAAAACGGGUGCAUUUCAUCAUGAUACGGACAUUUCAGUGCCUGUGGUUAUUGGCACAGUGCCAUUGAGGCAAUACGAAGAGGAACAGAGUAUAAUGCAACGUAACUUUAAUCGUGAUUGUAAUUUGUGUAGCGGCAGUACGUUGGGUGGCAGUUUGGUAACAUCACAGCCGACUUUACGUUUGCGACAGGAAUUGGAGAAUUUAUUGGGUUCACAGGAUAUGGAGGAGGCGGAAUUAAAUCGGGCGGUAGAAAAGAUAAUGGAAGAUGAACCACCAUCAUAUGAUAGUUGUUUGCCACCUUCCUUUAGUUUUGCCACUACAUUUGGUAGUUUCAAGCAACAGGCCUUGGAAGUGGCCGAACUUAGGACUGAGGAAAAUCGUCGUAUUAAUAUACAACUGCCACAAUUUCCCGGUUAUAAUACCUUCAAUUCUCAUACUCAGGCUCCUAGUCAAUCUAAUGAUUCUUUAUUACAAUCGGAUAAUAUUUAUAAUUCAUAUGGUUCUAUAUAUACCGAUCAUACUGGUAGAUCUCUGGAUACUCUCGAUGUUUUAAGUUGUAGUGGUGCUGUUGUUGAGGAUAUGGAAGCUAACGAAUGUGAACGUAUGUCUGGUAAGCGCUCCAGUAAUAAUGAAGUUGUAGCUAGAGUUAUUGCUGCCGUUAGUGAAAAUGGUGGUCAGGCUGAUAUUGAAUCAAUUGCAGAGACUGAGGAUUAUAAUGAUAAUGAUUUAGAAUCAUUAGGAUUUUCAGAUGAAAGUGAACAGCUUGAAAUUGAGAAUUAGUAUGCUGAGAAUGGAAUUUGUAAUUAGAGUAAAAUAAAUCAGGUAUAGUUUUAUAGAUAUUCGGAAUACAAUAUAUAUUAUAAUAUAGAGUCCAAAUAACAUUAUUUGUAGAAUUAAAAUACGUCCGUCCAUAUUGUAUUUUUCUAAAAUUUUAUGUUAAAUUUGAGAAUUUGAAGAAACUAAAACGUUUAAAAUCUCUCCAUGAUUUCACGCACUAUGAAAUAACGAAAAACUUUCUUAAUGAAAAUCGAUCAAAGGUAAUGUUAUGUAGAUAUAAAGAACCCGAAAAAUAGAUGUCCUAUGUCGCCAUAAGACUUUUAUCAAAACAUGGAUCGAACAUAGUUUUUUAUAACUUCUCACAUGGCUCGAGACUACUCUGCUUAUUCUAUUAAAAUCUCUUGAAUAUACAGAAAUACAUUCUACAAUAUGGAACUUAACGACCAAUUGCAAAUAAUUAUACCCUACACCACUUUAGUGGGGAGGGUAUAUUGGUUUUGUGCUGAUGUUUGUAACAUACAAAAAUAUUCGUCCUAUACCCACCUUAAAGCAUACAAAUCGGCUU